This is a messenger RNA of Electrophorus electricus (electric eel), 1741 nucleotides long. It is a transcript of the gene sord, whose product is annotated as sorbitol dehydrogenase. Gene Ontology annotation, biological process: D-sorbitol catabolic process. Gene Ontology annotation, molecular function: L-iditol 2-dehydrogenase (NAD+) activity; zinc ion binding. NCBI's taxonomy places the organism in Eukaryota, Metazoa, Chordata, Actinopteri, Gymnotiformes, Gymnotidae. The record is from RefSeq and is a predicted model, not a curated record.
CAUAUUUUGUGUAAGUUUAGGACAUUUUAGAACUUAAUCAUUAUGAAAUUUUGAUGGCGUAAACAACAUCUGCAUUACGUCUAAGCAAUAGGUACACAGUCCAAAAGAGCAGAGAUGGGCAUGUUUAUUACUUUCCUAAUUAGGCAUGGCUGUAUGAAAUAACUAUGCAAAAAGAGCAUAGUGUUAGCCCACCAUUACUGCACCCUGCGCAGCUUUGAUCACCUUGAAUGGAGUUUGCUUGAAAACUAGGUGGUGCUUGUGAAUCACAUGAUAAUACUGUGUAGUGCAAUUUAACGCUGUAGUUUUAAUGGUUUUAACGUAACGUUAUAUAGAGCACUGGAACAGUCAGUUAAAGAACAUGGACAAAGACAACCUUUCUGCGGUCUUGCACGCCAAAGGAGACCUAAGGCUGGAACAGCGUCCCAUUCCGGAACCUGGGCCAAAUGAGGUAUUGCUUAAAAUGCACUCCGUCGGGAUCUGCGGAUCGGAUGUGCACUACUGGCAGCACGGCCGAAUCGGAGACUUUGUUCUUCAGAAGCCGAUGGUACUAGGUCACGAGGCCGCUGGGCGCGUGGUCCAAGUGGGCUCUUCAGUGACGCACCUCAAACCAGGGGACAGGGUGGCUAUUGAACCAGGGGUUCCUCGCGAAAUGGAUGAGUUCUUCAAAUCUGGUCAUUACAACCUGUCACCCACAGUGUUGUUCUGCGCAACGCCACCUGACGAUGGCAACCUUUCUAGAUACUACAAACACAACGCCAAUUUCUGUUACAAACUGCCUGACACCUUGACAUUUGAGGAAGGGGCUCUGAUUGAGCCUCUGUCAGUGGGCAUCCACGCGUGCAGGAGAGCUGGGGUCACCCUGGGCAGCUCUGUGCUCAUCUGUGGAGCAGGACCGAUUGGACUGGUCUCUCUACUGGUAGCUAAAGCAAUGGGUGCAUCUCAGGUUGUAAUAAGUGACCUGUCUGCUGAGAGGCUGGCCAAGGCAAAAGAGUUAGGAGCUGACUUCCUUCUCCCUGUGAAGAGAGAGGAUGUACCACAGGAAAUGGCCCGGCGUGUGGAGGGCAUGCUGGGGGGUCAGCCUCAGAUCAGCAUAGAGUGUACCGGUGUAGAGAGCAGCAUUCAAACGGCGAUCUAUGCCACACGCUCCGGGGGUGUGGUGGUGCUGGUAGGGCUGGGAGAGGAAAUGACCAGAGCACCGCUCCUCAACGCGGCCAUCAGAGAAGUGGACAUCAGGGGCGUGUUCCGAUACUGCAACACGUGGCCCACAGCUAUCGCCAUGCUGGCCUCUAAACACAUAAAUGUGAAGCCACUGGUCACGCAUCGCUUCAUGUUGGAGCAGGCCGUGGAGGCGUUUGACACCGCACGGCAGGGGCUCGGAAUCAAAGUCAUGCUGAAAUGCGACAAGAAUGACCAGAAGCCCUGAGGGAAGGGGAGGAGCCAAGCACCCUUUCAGUGAUGACUAAUCAUGGCUGCAGAGCCAUUUUAUCUAGCUACACCCUCUGUCGCUUCCACUGUCCUUCCUAGGAAUGAUCUUUUCUAGAAAUGUUUAUUACUUCAAUUGUCCUGUUUUAGCUAUGAAAUUGAUUAAUAUUUUUGAUUUUGUAAUUUUCCACCUGGCACUUGGCCAGUAUUAAAGGAGAGUUUUAUUAUUAAUAAGCUUUAGAUUUUUAUAUUCCUCUUUGAAUUACCUCUGUGUUUGAAAUGUGCUUUACAAAUAAACUUGAUUUGCUUUUUUGUGUGA